AACGGACAGACAUGCCGGAGCAUUGAAAAAGACACCCUGGCUGCAACAACUAUAUUCUGACCGAGCAACACAAGCAAUUUCAAGUAGCAGGUUGCCUCACAUCGUCUCAGACCACGUUGGUUUGGACAGAACUAUGCCCUCCAAGGAUGAACAUAAAGCUAAAGUCUCUUGAGUGUAUGACUGGAAUGUCAGGCUCAUCACUCCACCACAUUGGUGGUUCGAGAAUGCAAUUUUACCGCUUAUUCUUGAGAUCUUUCUCAUAAACGCAACCAUAUUGUCUAUAGUAUACAAUGAUCAACUGAUAGUGCGUAAUGUGGGUUAGACUGGUUUGAUGCCGUUUAUUGCUGCAGAUGGCUUGGUUGUCGACCUGCCAGGGAAACAUUCCAAUUGGCCAAAGUCCAUUUGCUUGUUUUCGAUUCAGGCCAAGGACGUCUUGGGACAGCGGAAUGGCAGGCCAGGCAUGUGCGAUCAGUGUUACCUGCACUUCAACUGGUUUGAUACCCUGAUCAGGAGUCUGGACCUGGUUUCGGAUCCCCUGAUAUUUGGGCGUCACAAACUCAGUCUCAGGGCAAGAACCGCGACUUUCUGACGAAAUAUUUUCCUCCUGUAUUCGGAUACAGGAGGUAAUGUGGCCAGGAUGGUGAUAAUUGAUGAAACAGCAAUAUCCUGGACGACUCAUUUCACUACCUGUGAUUCAGAAGCAAUUCGCUGUCCAAGUUGAACUUUGAACAAACUUGACAGCCGAAGGAAGGGAUCUUUUGGGGCAGACAGGACUUUGCUCCUUCCAUAAUGGAAACAGAAGGCAGGGAUGAUUCUGUUUGCUCGUGGCUUACAUUUGGAAUACAGCGUUUUGUUGCUACACGCAGAUGAACUCGAAAGAGAGUUAGUAUGGCCUACAGGACCAUAAGCAUGUGAGAGGAGAGAAGUCAGCGCCGACUAUGGCAAAGGAAGGGCGAGCGCACGAGACGUGGCCAAGCAAGCCAUCUGAGUUUUGGAUGUUUGGCCUGGCCAAACAUCCGACCGAGAGAACUGGACGUUGUGGCAAUGGGCUUGCCAGCAUCAGGAACAGGCCAGAGCCACCGUCAGCGCGGGACGAAGAAGCAUCAUCGGUUGAAGCAUCAGUGCCUACGGUGAAGCACGUCACGCAGACCCGAGGGGAUCGGCGACGUGUGGACUUGGAGCUAGAGAUUCUCGCGUUCAUGGUUAAAACAACAAAUUUGGAAGGAGGAGCCUCUUUCUGCUGGUCGUGGUCAUUUAGGAGAAGCAAUGAUUCCGGAAGAUGCUGGUUAGCACCUGGGUGGGAGGAGAAGGAAAAAGCUUCCUAUCUAGGUAUUGGUGUUCCGGAAAUUACCGACCCUCUCCGUAUCGUCAACGAGCUUUGAGGAGCAAGACUGCAUGUGUUUCUUCUUCUCGUAAGUGAAGAGGCCCACCCAAACUGGUGGGAAGGAGAGUUCUCUCGAGUGACGAAUCGACUUGACUCGGAGCCAAAUGAAUCUAAGCAGGAUGCAACCAAGGGCGACCGGGUAGCGGGAAUAUUGAUUCAAGACGCGACGGGAACGGCCUCGAUGAUAUUGAAGCCGCUCCCUUGGAACCCGUUGAGAAAGAUCGAUACUUUUUAUCUAACGAGGAGCCAGCGCUUUCAAUUUUUGAAUUUAGAAAACUUCAGGGUAGCAGAUUCCUCGGUAGUUGCGUAGAGUACCUUCGGAGUUUGGAAGUCUUUCCGGUUUCUUCAAAGAUCGAAAGCCUGAUACGACGAGUGGGUUAGGCAAAUACAACGUCUGGUCCUUCCGGCCAUUCUUCAGUCAGGAAAUAUAGACUGGACUUGGGAGUCUACACGUGGCGGUGAAAGCUGCGAUAAAGAGAUUCACCUGGGGUGAUGCAAAGUGGUAGGAUGACAGCGUUGUCAAAAGGACAGGGUUGCCUAGAGCCAGGCAAGGAUCAAAAUGCAAGCCGGGAAGGAAUUUAACCAGGGGGUUGGAAAAUGCUUGUAUAUUGAACCACGGUUCAAGGGUUGAAUCACCAGUAAAUCCUAAGACAUGAUUGGGCAAUGCAUGUUCUUCGGGAUGCAAGACUCUACAGCAAGUGAAGUCUGAGUGGAUGCUGCAGCUCAAGCUGUAAAGGACUCCAAGAUCGACAAGUUUCCUUACUUCAACCGAAUGUGGACAAACCCAAUGCCGACAUGAAAAUAAGUUAGCUGCGGGUUGAACGUGGUGUUGUGUAAGUAGAUGAUUACAUUAAAUAAGCCAAAUGUAGUAGCUGAUUGUUACUGCCCAAAUAAAAAAUGUGUCCACGGUGGGCCGAACGUAAUGUUGUGUAAGUAGAUGAUAACAG
Marchantia polymorpha subsp. ruderalis is the source of this 2331-nucleotide messenger RNA. The record is from the annotation of a GenBank genome assembly. NCBI's taxonomy places the organism in Eukaryota, Viridiplantae, Streptophyta, Marchantiopsida, Marchantiales, Marchantiaceae.